This is a messenger RNA of Durio zibethinus, 870 nucleotides long. RefSeq lists its product as uncharacterized. NCBI's taxonomy places the organism in Eukaryota, Viridiplantae, Streptophyta, Magnoliopsida, Malvales, Malvaceae. Gene Ontology annotation, biological process: ubiquitin-dependent protein catabolic process. The record is from RefSeq and is a predicted model, not a curated record.
UCCUAUCCAUGAUUUCGCUAAGUCAUGCCGAAGUAAACCCGCUAUCCAAACACCCUCAAUCGAUCUUCGUACCGUGAGAAACACGCGCGACAACUGAGAGCAUUCUUAAAUCUAACUCCCCUGAAAAAACGCAAUGUAAUAGAAAUAAGAAAAAAAAAAAAGAAAAAGAAUCCGGUAAAUACAGAAUUUUUCCUCUUAUUUUAUUUUCAAAUAAGCCAUCGUCGCGAUCUGUCCAGAUUGCAGAUAAGCGGAGAGAGAAAAGAUGAAGAAAGAAGACACGGUGAAACUCAUCAGCGCUGAAGGGAUCGAAUUUGUGAUUGACAAGGAAGCUGCCAUGGUUUCUCAAACCAUCCGUAACAUGCUUACUUCCCCAGGUGGAUUUGCGGAGACGGAGCAUGGGGAAGUGACUUUCCCGGAGAUAAGUGCUGUGAUUCUUGAGAAAAUCUGUCAGUAUUUCUAUUGGUCUCUUCAAUAUUCCAGGGGUAAAGAGACUGAGUUCCACAUUGAACCUGAACUGACUCUGGAGCUGAUGAUGGCUGCUAAUUAUCUCCAUACUUAGUCAGUUACUUUCUUUGCUUAUUAGAAUUACUCCGGGGCGGUAUUAUUGCCCCAAGAGGAGUAUCUAUGUCGUGUAUUUUAGGACUCUGCUGCACUGCAUAGUGGUGUGUUUACAAUUAUCUUGUGUGAUUGUUUUGACUUAGGACACAGACUUGUGUAGGCAAAUGAAUGCAGUUAUUACAAGAUGUAUAAUUGCUACUAGACACCGAAAUAACUUGAGCACAAUCUUAAAAUGCUACCAUACACUGUAUGCUUAUUGGCACUAUUGUAAUCUUGUAUUUCUUCCAUAAGAUAUCAAAAGACUUUAUAGAA